Molecule: messenger RNA, 988 nt
Organism: Cucumis melo (muskmelon)
Lineage: Eukaryota; Viridiplantae; Streptophyta; Magnoliopsida; Cucurbitales; Cucurbitaceae
Exons: 2
Coding region: 284-874 (196 amino acids)
Source: RefSeq, a predicted model, not a curated record
UACAAAGUUUAUAGAAAACCAAAAGAAAGUGAGUAAAGAACAAAAAUCCAUGGGGGAAGGGGGCAACUUUUCAAGAAUAUCUAAGUAGGACCUCCGAAAGGCGCACCAAACGCAGUUGUGUUGGCGGUAGCCAUUGAAGUAGCUUCACAUCCACUCUAACUCAAAAAAGGCCUAUCCCCAUCUACCAACAACUUACUAGACCUACGAACUUCCUUCUUUCUAACUCAUCCAUUUCCAUUUUCCAGCUUCACCAUUUCAAUCCCAUUUUCUUCUUUCUCCAACAAUGGCGAAAUCCCAACUCUGUUUUCUUCUCCCUUUGCUUCUCGCUUCCAUCUUCGUCUCCAAUCACCCUGUCAAAUGCGAUGAUGAUGAUCUUCAUAGAGGCAUCAACAGUUAUCGUGCGUCCUUGAACUUGACAGCGCUGGUCGAGAACGACAAUGCAGACUGCCUUGCUGAAGAAAUUGCUGAGAAAUUCAAGAAUCAACCUUGUACAAACACCACAGGUUCCAACACAGUAUCUGGAACCGAACCUCAGUUUUCUGACUUUCCAAACCUGUUAACCAAAUGCAAUUUGAAUGUCUCCAACACAAGAGAUGGAGCCAUAAUGCCUGCUUGUGUUCCAAACCGUGUUGCUGAUCUUGUCCUCGCUAACUUCACAAAAUCUCAGUACUCGGGUAAACUUAACGAUACCAAGUACUCAGGAAUUGGCAUUGGUACUGAAGACGACUGGGUUGUCGUUGUUCUUACCACCAACACAGCUGAAGGAAGUUUUGUGCCAGCAGUAGGAUCAAAUAACACAGCCACUCUCGUUUCUAAGAUUGGUUUGUUCUCUCAGUUGCUGUUCUUAAUUUUUUCUUUUGUCUUAAUGUUGUGAGGAUUUUGUUGCCUUGGUUUGCUUGGAUUUUACUACUUCUGAUCACCCGAUCCCUUUUUCUACACGUUACAAUACAAACUAAUAUGAUAUUUGUAUUUUACUUGUUCUGAGUAA